Molecule: messenger RNA, 1392 nt
Organism: Haemonchus placei
Lineage: Eukaryota; Metazoa; Nematoda; Chromadorea; Rhabditida; Trichostrongylidae
Source: the annotation of a GenBank genome assembly
AUGGGAAAGAAACAGCAUCAGAAGGAUAAGCUAACCUCCAAUGGGACAAUUUCGAUUGGUACCCGGCUUCAGCGUGCUCAAUUCAAGCGUCUUCCUCUCACUCACUGCUCUCUUUCAUUGAUCCCAUUUGAAGAUCCUGUGUGUACACGAUCGGGAGAGAUUUUUGAUCUGACGCAUAUAAUUCCUUAUUUGAAAAAGAAUGGUGUUAAUCCUUGCACCGGCAUGAAAAUGAGCAGUAAAGAUCUCAUCCACUUGAAGUUUGAUAAGGAUGAGCAAGUUUCCCCCUGUACUAUCGCAUAUUCAAGCUUGUAUCAUCACAUAACAUAUUCAUCUUUCAAAUUUUCUGAUAUAAUCGUUCUUCAGGUAAUGCGGUUUUUCUCGAAGGUUCAGGACCCGCAUCAUCUCGAAAAAUUCAACCUGGAGAAAUUUUACCAUGUACAGUUUGAUCCUAAAACGAAGGAACAAAUUGAGAAGGAAAAGAAGGAAAUGCAGGACCCCAAAUUUUUCAUACGCCGCAUGAACAACGAGACUAAGGAGGCAUUGGAACAACUGAAAAAGGAUUAUAUCCCAAGAAAGGUUGAUGCUAUGUCUGAGGAAACGGCUGAUGAAAUAAACGCGGCACAUUACAGUCAGGGACAGGUUGCUGCUGGCUUCACGUCGACAACUAUGGCGCCAAUAACAAAACAAAAAGCUGCGGUGCUUACAGAUGAGGUUGUGAGGUAUUCUCGGGUAAAGAAAAACGGUUACGUACGCAUAGUCACAAAUCACGGAUCCUUGAAUCUUGAGCUAUUUUGCCCAAAAGCUCCGAGAACGUGCGAGAACUUUAUAACUCUCUGUUCAAGAGGAUACUACAACAACACGAAGUUUCACAGAAUAAUAAAGAAUUUUAUGAUGCAAGGCGGUGAUCCUACUGGUACCGGUCACGGCGGAGAGUCAAUGUGGGGGAAACCUAUUUCUUUUUUGCUAACUGCUUUCUUUCUUUUUCUUUCCAUGGCCAACAAAGGAACAAAUACAAACCAGUCACAGUUCUUCAUUACAUUUCGUCCAUGUAAAUAUUUGGACAAAAAGCACUCAGUAUUUGGUCGUGUAGUCGGAGGUCAAGAUACCCUAAAUUCUAUCGAGAAGGUUGAAACUGAAGGUGGUGAUACUCCAAAAGAGCCUGUAGUUUUCAUGCGUGCUGAGGUCUUUGUUGAUCCAUUUGAGGAAGCUGAAGCGGAAGUGCAGAAAGAGCGAGCAAAUUUACGCAGUAGAGACGCGGAAGCAGAAGCUGAUGCUAAAAAGGAGGCCAUAGCUAAGCCCAAAGCGUUCGCAUCCGGGGUUGGGAAGUACAUUAACCCUCAGAAUAAAAGGCCAGUGGAUAAAGAUGUGAGUUUUGACUGCGGUCAAUUUUGA